GCCGCCGCCGCGCCCGCCCCGCCUCUCGGGCCGGCCGGCCGGAGCCCGGUCUGGCUGCCCAGCGACCAUGAGCGGCGCGGCGCGGGCGGGCCCGGCCCGGCUGGCCGCGCUCGCGCUGCUGACCUGCAGCGUGUGGCCGCGGGCGCGGGCCGACAACGCGAGCCAGGAGUACUACACGGCGCUCAUCAACGUGACGGUGCAGGAGCCCGGCCGCGCCGCGCCGCUCACCUUCCGCAUCGACCGCGGCCGCUACGGGCUCGACUCGCCCAAGGCCGAGGUCCGCGGGCAGGUGCUGGCGCCGCUGCCCCUGCACGGCGUGGCCGAUCAUCUCGGCUGUGACCCCCAGACGCGAUUCUUCGUACCCCCAAACAUCAAACAGUGGAUUGCCUUGCUUCAGAGGGGAAACUGCACCUUCAAGGAGAAGAUAUCACGGGCUGCGUUCCACAAUGCCGUGGCUGUCGUCAUCUACAACAACAAGUCCAAGGAGGAGCCGGUCACCAUGACCCACCCAGGCACAGGGGACAUCAUCGCAGUCAUGAUCACGGAGCUGCGGGGCAGGGACAUCCUGAGUUACCUGGAGAGGAACGUCUCUGUGUUCAUGACCAUCGCUGUGGGCUCGCGGAUGCCCCCCAAGAACAUCAGCCGCGGCUCGCUGGUCUUCGUGUCCAUCUCCUUCAUCGUGCUCAUGAUCAUCUCGUCCGCCUGGCUGAUCUUCUACUUCAUCCAGAAGAUCCGCUACACGAAUGCCCGCGACAGGAACCAGCGUCGCCUGGGAGAUGCAGCCAAGAAAGCCAUCGGCAAGCUGACCACCAGGACCGUGAAAAAAGGAGAUAAGGAGACAGACCCGGACUUCGAUCACUGUGCCGUGUGCAUCGAGAGCUACAAGCAGAAUGAUGUGGUCCGGAUCCUCCCUUGCAAGCACGUGUUCCACAAAUCCUGCGUGGACCCUUGGCUCAGUGAGCACUGCACCUGCCCGAUGUGCAAACUGAACAUUCUGAAGGCGUUGGGCAUUGUGCCCAACCUCCCGUGCACAGAGAACGUGGCGCUGGACGUGGAGCGGCUGACGCGCACCCAGGCCGUGAGCCGCCGGGCAGCCCCGGGCGAGCUGGCGGGCAGUGACACCUCGCUGGGCCUGGAGCCCCUGCGGACAGCGGGGAUGACACCCCUCCCCCAGGACGGGGAGCUGACGCCCCGCACAGGAGAGAUCAACAUCGCGGUCACAAGCGGGCAUUUCUUCCACCGGAACUCUCUGUCCCCUCGGAGCUUAGUGUACGAGAGCGAGUUCUCCACCAUCGAGCCUUCCUUGGACAUGUACGAUGAGAACAAGACCUGAUGAGUGGAGAGAGGGCCGUGGGGCGGGUC
Molecule: messenger RNA, 1362 nt
Organism: Sorex fumeus (smoky shrew)
Lineage: Eukaryota; Metazoa; Chordata; Mammalia; Eulipotyphla; Soricidae
Gene: RNF130
Product: ring finger protein 130
Exons: 8
Coding region: 68-1333 (421 amino acids)
Source: RefSeq, a predicted model, not a curated record